This is a messenger RNA of Vanderwaltozyma polyspora DSM 70294, 777 nucleotides long. RefSeq names its product DNA-binding protein SAW1 (gene SAW1). Bases 1 to 777 code for a protein of 258 amino acids. The record is from RefSeq and is a predicted model, not a curated record. The transcript has a single exon. Gene Ontology annotation, molecular function: flap-structured DNA binding. Gene Ontology annotation, biological process: double-strand break repair via single-strand annealing, removal of nonhomologous ends. NCBI's taxonomy places the organism in Eukaryota, Fungi, Ascomycota, Saccharomycetes, Saccharomycetales, Saccharomycetaceae.
AUGACACUCAGUAUAGCUAGAAUCAAGAUAUCUGAUAAUAUAAUACUUCCAUUAAGAGUUUUCAUUAAUAGGAAACAGUUGUUAUAUAAUAUCACCAAUGAACCAAUAAUUCAAGCACCAUUGUUAUCUAAUAAUUCCAUUGUAUGCUUAAAAUCACCAAACACAAGAAUAUUUGUUUCCAAUAACGAUCUAGAAAGCCUGUGUGAUGAAAUUAGAGAUGAUAUAUUAUUGAUAAUCUAUGAAUUAACAUCACAAGAGGUGAUGAAUCAAACUAUUGGUAAACUACGAGUUGGCUAUAAUUUAGAUUUUAAGAAAUCAGUUAUAAAUAGAUUUUUCAAAGAUGACGAUACUGGUGACUAUUACAUAGAUUCGAAUAUAUUAAUGGUAACAAGAGUAUCAAAAUUGAAAUAUAAAUUUAGAUUCAAAAAGAAUUGGGAAGUUGAUAUAUUCAUAAACAAUAUUAAAAAAUUAUCUGAUUUGAGAGAUUAUCUUUUAUUUAGGCAUAAUCCAAACCAAAUGAGUUCACCAUCAAUACCAAUCAAUUCAGUUAAAAAAGUAUUGAUUAUGGAGCCUGAUGAUUACCUGAACAUUGAAACAGGUAAAGAUCAAACCAUGAUUUUACAAGAAGAUGAAAAUGACAGCGGGAUAAUCGAUCAACAAUCGUCACAAGAUGAUGAUUCAAAACCUAUUAUUCAUUAUAGGUAUAAACCUACACUAAAUCUAGCAGAAUUAAUCGAUAUACAUGUAUUGCAAAGACCAAGAAGGCAUAAAAUAUAA